Molecule: messenger RNA, 615 nt
Organism: Cuscuta epithymum
Lineage: Eukaryota; Viridiplantae; Streptophyta; Magnoliopsida; Solanales; Convolvulaceae
Source: the annotation of a GenBank genome assembly
CUCGUCUCCCACUUCUCAGUCUUAGGUUUCUUCACAUUGAUGAUUAUGGAUGAUCAUUGGUUCAGCAGGUUGCCUGAGUCCUCUGCAAAUGAAUCCGAGUUGGAGAAUGAGAUCAUUCUUUCCACCUUAAAAGAAACACGAGACAUUCCAGACAGCCAUAAGGAUGCCUCGUUGGUCACACGUGCUUCUAAUUUGGACUCCCAAUAUGAACACUACUCUGAUCCCACACUCGAGUACAUUAGCCAGAUGCUACUGGAGGAUAGUAAUAUCGAUGAGAAUAAUAAUCCCAGCGUGUAUUAUGACCCUAUUUCCCUUAGAGCUGCUGAAAAAUUCUUUUAUGACGCCCUCCAUCGAAACCCUUCAUCACCUAAUCAAGAACCUCUUUUUGCUAACACUAAAUCUGGAAGCCGGGACAGCACAUUUAGAAGCUUUAGUAGUUGUAACACCGGAUUAUCUAAAUCAUAUGAGGAGAGGUCAAAUGGUUCUUCAUAUAGAUUGAAUAGCAUUAUGAAUACCCAAAUGGACUCUUUGAACACUGUUAGUGAUACUGAGUCCAUCUUGCAGUUUAAGAGAGGUAUGGAGGAAGCAAGUAGAUUCCUUCCUUCCGAAUAUCAG